GGAACAUUGGUCCCUGAUAAGCAAGCUGGAUUGAUGAGUCACUGGGCACACAUGUGGACAAUUUCAGUGACUUGCUAAUACCACUGAUGGCUCACGAAUUGUUCUGACAAAGCAGAUCUUAGAGCUCUGUUGUGGAUCAUUUAGACUUUUCUGUCCACCCCAUUUAAGUCUGUUUUGUUUAUUUUGUGUUGUUGUAAGAUUAAACCCAGAUUGGACUGUCUAGAAUUUUGAUCCAAGUGGCCCAUGUUUGGAUGAUGUUUGAUUAAGUCAUUGGUCUGAAACGUUCUAAACCAUAAACCAUUUUUUUGGAGGUAAAAUAUCAAAGGUUGGAGGUUGAAAAUGGACAGUGGGUUUGCCAGCGCCGGGAAUCAGCUUCCCCAUGUGGACAUUCAUGUCAAUGAGCAUGAACCUCGUAGAGGAAUUCUGGACCUCCUCAGCAGACUCCGUCCUCAUUGGAAGGCAAAGGACAUUCAGCUGAAGACAUUCACAGAAGGCCUCACCAACCAGUUGAUUGGCUGCUACGUGGGCUCUCUGCAAGAGCCUGGCUGUGUUCUGGUGCGACUGUACGGCAGAAUGACAGAGCUCUAUUUGAAUAGGGACCGGGAGAUGGAGAUGUUCCAGGUCUUCCAUGCUCACGGGUGUGGUCCACAGAUCUACUGUAGCUUCCAGAAUGGCAUCUGCUACGAGUUUGUUACAGGAGCAGUGCUGGAUGAUGAGAUGCUCCGGCAACCAUCCAUCUACAGAUUGAUCGCAGCAGAGAUGGGGAGAAUCCACUCUAUCCAGCCAAAAUGUGGUCUCCCUGUUGAACCUCUACUCUGGACAAAAAUGUCCCACUUUCUCACACUGGUGCAGAGCAGUAUCAACAGCAGCCCAGAUGAGCAGUGGCAUGCAAAAAGCCCUGCGGCUCUACGAGAGGUGCCCAACUUUGAGACUUUGUCGGUUGAAAUGGAGUCAUUGAAGAGACACCUCUCUCAUAUUGACUCGCCAAUUGUCCUCUGCCACAACGACCUUCUGACAAAAAACAUAAUCUACAACCACAAAGAGGGAAUGGUGAAAUUCAUUGACUACGAAUAUGCCGAUUACAACUACCAGGCCUUCGAUAUUGGCAAUCACUUCAAUGAAUUUGCUGGUGUAAAUGAUAUUAACUGCAGCCUCUACCCAAGCCGUGAGCUGCAGAGGGACUGGCUGAUGGCCUAUCUGGAGAGUUACAAGCAAAGCACAGGGCAUGAGGUCACUGUUACAGAGGCAGAAGUUACGCAGCUCUACAUUCAAGUCUGCAAAUUCUCACUGGCAUCCAACUUCUUCUGGGGUCUUUGGGCCAUCCUGCAAUCACAGUACUCCUCGAUUGACUUUGACUUCCAAAGAUCAGCGACAGGGCCCCUGCCUCAUUUCGAUCUGGACCUCGGAGGAAAUGUGAUCCAGAGGGGGGCCGAGGCACAGAGGCACUAUUGUUCCCAUACCGUCGGUCCUCCCUUACAUAUACGUCUCUCAUCCCUGGCUGGGCCACAUGCGCCUGCUAGACGUCUGUUCCUCUAAGCCGCCGGCUGAGGUUGUCCUAAAGUGCAUGAUAUUCCAUGGCACGACUCCGCUUCUACUUUGAGAAGAAAGAGGAAUAUUUUGGAUUGACAAUGAGUUAGAAACAGAAAAAUAAUGGACCAACAAUUUUGAAAUCAGAAGUAGCAUUACCUGCUCUGCAAGUCCAAAAAGAGUCCUUCUUUGCCACAUCCUACAAUACUAUGUAAAUCAAUUGUGGAAAUUAAGGCAUAGAAUAAGCUUAUAAAUGUGCUCCCCGUUGUUUGUUUUUUGAGGCAACAGUGUGAGUUAAUAUGUUUUGCUAUCAUUGUGAUUUUUAAAAUAUUUGUUUUACCACAGUCAGUAUGCCGAUAAGCCCAUUUGGCAAAUCGAGAUGAAGAUUGUGCCAGAAACACAUUAAUUGUUCCCACAUUUAGCCGAGUCACAAAAGCCACAAAAACUGAGCCUGAUCAUAAAACCCAUAAGAGGGUUAUUUGCAUGCUUAUUCAGUGUUUACCACAGUUCUGAUGGAAAACAAGUUUCCAUUUCAACUUAUGUACUGUACCAAGUAUUACAUUAUUUAAAAUCUUUCUCUUUCCCAAGGACUAUUGUUGUAAAGCUGCUUACAGGACGAUGACCAUACAGUAUAUAACAAAUUAAAAAAAUUCAUCAACAGUAUUUAAUUGCCAAAUAGUGUGUAAGGACACAUUCUGAAUUGAAUUUGUGGGGCAAUAUACAGUAUAAACCAUGUCACAAAUUGGUCCUAAUUUCAUUAGGUUGUGAAUUACGUAGUCAGACAUUUGUCCAAACUGCAAAGCAAUUUCAGCUCCCAAAAAUAAGCCCAAACUCACUGUAAAAGCAUCUCUGCAUACUGACUAACUGAAAAUGCUAUUAAUACACUUCUGUUUGGUUGCACCUCCAACAAACCCUUUUCACAGCGUUGAAGAAAAGCAAAUAGAACAGCAGCUUAUGGGUCUGUUAGAUUUACUGAUAUUUCACUAUAAUCGUGCUGAUUAUACCUUCACUUUUAAAUAAACUAACAUUCUCUCUGAUUAUCUCAUUGAAGCAAAGUGUAACUAUAUUCAUCUGUUUGCACAAUUUAUUUAAUUUUCAUUACUUUUUAUACUACAGCAUACAACAAUAGGUAGAUAGUGUACAUCACAUCAACAUACUACUGAUGAUGUGAUCACAUUGUCAUCUGUCCCAUUGAUGUGUUUAAAAUUCUUAUCAAUGCAGUAUGCAGUAAUAGACAAUGUACAGUAUAUAUACUGUAACAGUAUAAUUUAAUUUUAAUGUCUAGCUGAACUAACAAGAGAUUUGAGAUUUUUGACACAUAUGUUCUAUCCUCUGGUUGGCCUGUCAAGGGACAGCCACUGUAAAACAUCAUAUAGGAAUUAACUGGAAGCUUUUAUCAUUAAACCUGGAAUCGUAGGCUUACCUAAAUUUAAGUACUUGAAAUGAUGAGUUGAAUGAAUGUACUGUUAAGAGUUCACUGAGCUCAUUAAAAGUUUCUAAAGAAGCACCAUCAGCACAUUAGCAGAGUUCCAAGCAUGCAUUGUUUGAGAGUUAAAGCUCUCCAGAGUCUGUAGUUUGAAGAAAACAUUGAUGAUGUAACUUGCUGUGUUUUUAAUACAUGUUAAAAUAAGUUAAGGUUGUUUCCUUACAUAUUUUAUGCUAACUGCGAUGAAGGUUAGUGUUGAUUCGACUUAAUAUUAGAAAACGUUUUAACUCGGCCCAGCUGAUGCUACACAAGCACAUACUGGGAGAGUAUUUCAGUGGAGCCACUAUUGAGCUGUGCUGCACACAGUGCUAACGUUACUUGUUCAUGUAAAAAGGAAGUGGAUUUAGGGCAAGUAGUGAAAUUUGGGCAGAACAAUAAAAAGAACAGCUCUCGUCAAACAGGCAAUGAUUCUGUUCCCUUUUUUGUACCAAUGAGCCAUUAAAAAGAAUCUGAUCGUUCAUGAACAUAACAUCACUACUGUUGGAGGCCUUUUCCACCAUAGACAUUUUGACUUGUCAUAGGAGUAAAAACACAGGUAUACUUAAUAAGAUUAAGGAUGUCUCUAUUUCAUUCAGGUUGAUGUAGAUAUGCUAGGAAUCCAGCGUGCAUACCAAGCCCUAGAAUGUAAAUACAUUUAUAAAAUGUACUGUAGCCAUGUCAACAGUAUUUUUGUUGAAUAAAAUGGCUGCAAAGGAAGCCAUGUCUCUGAA
This is a messenger RNA of Micropterus salmoides (largemouth bass), 3723 nucleotides long. RefSeq names its product ethanolamine kinase 1-like. Bases 340 to 1536 code for a protein of 398 amino acids. The transcript has 9 exons. NCBI's taxonomy places the organism in Eukaryota, Metazoa, Chordata, Actinopteri, Centrarchiformes, Centrarchidae. Gene Ontology annotation, molecular function: ethanolamine kinase activity. The record is from RefSeq and is a predicted model, not a curated record. Gene Ontology annotation, biological process: phosphatidylethanolamine biosynthetic process. Gene Ontology annotation, cellular component: cytoplasm.